AAUACUCUUUGUUUUUAUUAAUUUUCAAAACAAUAAUGUUUAUAUUCAAUUGCGUGUCAUUUUCCAAAAAUUUGGAAAUUUUCGUGAUAUAAAUUGAGACAUAUUGAAAACUACUAUUUAUUUUAAAGAUGUGCUAUUCACAAAAUUCCAAAAAUAUAGUGUUUUAUGGAAAAGAACAGUGUAUAUUUGUGUAACAAUCAUUAACCUCUACGUUUUACAAAAUGCUGUUUUUCAAAUAAUGCAUUUGUUCGACCCUUCCAUUCAUUUAUAUUUAUUCUUGUAUUUAAUUUAUAUAACAUAUGAUUAGUAUUAAAUAAAAUUUUCAAAAAUGCUUCCACGAAAUGGGUUCUUCCAAAAUAUACAAUGUCCUUAUAACAAAGCAAAUUUAUGUCAUCGACCUUAUUGCCAUUAUAGACACUCUCCAUCAGGGCUUGCUGAAGAAAAACAAAGCAGUGUUAGUUCAUCCUAUUUAUAUAACAAGGAUUUAACCUCUAAUUCCAGAAAUCAGGAACAAAUAGGCAAUUGUUCAACGCCUGGUGAAACAGAUAAUGGCUAUGUACCUACACCUGUCAUCAAGCCUGCAGGUAUUUUGAAAGCCAUUACUUAUUCUGAUAGAGCUUCUUAUUCAGUUCCUGAGUAUAAGCCUACACCUAUAUCUAAAUUAAGGGAGCUUAAUAUUCCAACUGGACCAGAUUAUGACGAUUAUCCACCAGAGUAUCCUUCUGGAUCAGUCCGGAAAAAGAAAAACAUUGAAGAAUAUGAUCCAACAGAAAUUAAAUGCAUUUCAAAAAAGAGUGUUUCAUUUGCAGAUGAAACUGAAGGAGGAUUACUUACAUGUGAAUCUGCCUUUAGUUCUGAUGAUGAUUUUGAUGAUACAGCAAGUGCGCCUAAAUUUAGUGAUGAUGAAUGUGAAGAAAAUGGUAAUUCCGAGCGUUCUCUUCCGCUGCCUUCUCAGCCAAAGCUUGCUUCUAUUCCAUUACAGAAAGUGGAGUCAGAAGAAAGUGAUAUAGAUGAUAAAAAAGUUGAUGAGUUUUCUCUGGUUGAUAAAAUUUUAAUUGAAACAAAGAGAAAUGAAAAGUUAUUGAAAUUUCAUAAAAAAGACACAACUACUUCUAAGCCUCUACCCCAACCUACUAAACCAUCACUUAUUCUGAAAGGAAAUGACCCGAAAAGGAAUGCUGCACAAAAAGAAAAAAUUCUAAACAACAAUGAUAUUUAUAAUAUGGAUGAUAACUCCCAAAGUUCUGUUCCAGAUUAUUCAGCAUUUGAUUCUUUAGUACCUCCUAUUGAAAUCGAUUCACUUAUUAAAAGUAAAUACGAUAAGAAAACUUUUGAUAGUGAAAUUGCUUCAUAUAAUUCUCCAACACAAGGUGAAAGGGAAAAAGAUCUCUUAGAAAAUUCCAAUUCAAAAGACAAUUUAGAUAAAGAUUCAGUAUCUGAAUCAUCUAAACAAAGUUUGAAACCAAAAAGAUCUGAUUUAAAAAUUAAAGGUGAAAGUGUAAAAUCUGAUAAUAAAAUUAAAGAUAAAAAGAAAGAAUUAUUAAAGACGCAAUCGUCAAAUUCUGAAAAGAAACAUUCUAAAAGUAUUGAUGAUAAGAAAGAAAAAAGUGCAAAAAAAGAUGGUUCUAAGAAAAUUCCAGAGAAAACAAAAGAUUCUCUGAAAGACUCUAAAAGUUCUAAAAAAUCAGAUAGUAAAAUAAGUGAUUCGUCAAAAAGGACUAGUGAAUCAAAAAAUUCUUCUAAUAAAGAUAGUCAUAAAAAUAAAGAUUCAUUAAAAAAGAGCAAGGAAACUACAACAGACUCUAUGAAAAAAGAAAAACAUAAGGCAAAAGAAUCUGUCAAGAAAAACGAGGAAAGAAUUAAACUGAAAAUAAGUUUAAAUAGUAAUAAUGGUGAAAAAUCAUUGUCUAAGGAAAAAACCAAAAAUAAAAUUAAACAAACGGAUUUUGAUAAAGACAUUUAUAACUGUUCUAUUUCUAGUUCUAGUGAGGUUGAAUUGCAAGAUGGAAAAGUUAGUAGUAGUUCUGUUGAGAAAAAGAAUAAAUCUAGUGCUAGUUUAAAAAAUUCAAAGUCAUUAAGUGCACCUAAUGAAUCUAAAUCUAAACACAAUGAGGAUUCAAAAUUAUCUAAAAAGCCUUUUAAAAGGAAAGAUUUUUCAGAUAGUGAGUCUGAAAGAACUCUUUCUAAAAAUAAACAUGCUUCAAAAAAAUCAAAAUCUAGUUUUACCAAUACUGAUAGUUCUAAUGAAGAUACAAGCUGUGAUGAGCAUGUUAUCCAUAAAAAGAAACCAAAAUUGAAUAUGAAAAACUCGCAAGGGGAAAGGAUUGAAGUUAUUACUUUUAGUUCUUCUGAGAAUGAUUCUGAUAGUGCUGUCAAUAAAUCCCUUAAAAAAAAGACAUCAAAACACAGAAACAGUCCACCACCUAAAAAACAAGUCAGCUCUAAAACCAACAGUAUUGAUGAUGACAUUAUUAUUUCUUCAGAUUCAGAUUGUGAUCCUAAUGAAGAGUGCUGGAAAAUUUAUAAUGAAACAUUUAAUGAAAAUUCUAAUGACGCUGCAAAUUUUCCAAAAGAGGAAUCUGCUAAAGUGACAACUGUUAGAGAUGCAAUGGACUUAAAGAAGAAACGAUUUGCACAUGCAGCAGCUACUACAAUAAAAAAGCCAAAAUUUUCAUCUAACAAAAUUAGACCAAUCGUUAAUCCUGGACAAGCCAUGCACAAUCGAUAUGCUCAAAUAAUGAAAAUGCGAGAAGAAAAUAAUGAAUUGAAGAUUCAAGCUCAGCCUUUAAUUUCUGGUGGUAAAACUGGCAUAAGAAUAGCAGUAGCUCCCAAUAGUAGCCUUCUUGCAGCAAUAAAUGAAAAGAAAAAACAUAGUCAAGGUUUAACUGAUUUUUCACCUCUUCCUUCAACUGUAUCCAAAACUUUGAAGCCCUCGAAACGAAUUGCUCAUGUUCCUGAUAUGGUUGCUAAGCCUAGACCAAUUAUUCCAGCAGAUUAUGGCAGUAAAGUUCCUACAAAUAUUAGGCAAAAGUUUUUAAAUACUUUCAUUGAUGAAUUUUUGAAGUUUACUUCUAAUGAAGAAGAUGCUUAUGAAGAAGCAUUGGAAGAAGAAAAAAAAGCUUUUCAGCGAAGUUCAAGCAAAGCUAUUUAUAUGAAUGUAGCUUCUAAUACUUUAGCUAGGUUACGCCAUAGAACUGCUGAAUCUUCAGAAACAAAAAAGAGUGAUAACGUGUCCUCAACUACAACCAAAAGUAAUAAAAAAUCUGUGUCCCAUCAAACAGUUCUUAAUGGUCCCAUGGCACAAAGGACUAGUUUCAGCAUUGAAAAGAAAAAACCACCACCUGUUCCUGAUCUUAAAGGCACAGCAUUGUAUGAAUAUCUUUUAUCGUUUGCCCUGACAGAAGAUCAAUUAAGAGAAAAUGGGUUCCCUAUGGCACAUCCUACAGAAACUGGAAGAGCUGUAAUUGAUGGCAUUUAUGCAAAUAAAUCUCGAUAUUGCAAUGACCAGUUUAAAAGAACUUGCAUUAGAUGCCAAAAAGUUUACUAUGUUAAUGUUGAUGGUGAUUAUGUACGAGAUGAAGAAUGUGAUUUUCAUUGGGGUCGUCUGUGGAAGAGAAGAAUUGCUGGUGCUUUUGAGAGUCGUUAUAAUUGUUGUCAAGGAGAUGCUGAAUCUGAUGGUUGCUGUGUUAACCUUGGUCAUGUAUUUGAAGGCUCAGAAAAUCAUGUACUGAGUGGUUAUGUAAAAACCUUGCCUAAAACUCCUCCUCCAGAUAAAUAUUAUGGAAUCUACGCAUUGGAUUGUGAAAUGUGUUACACAACAGCUGGGAUGGAAUUGACUAGAGUAACUGUUGUGGGACCUGAUAUGAAACCAGUUUAUGAGACUUUUGUUAAACCUCUAAAUCAAGUUCUUGAUUACAAUACAAGGUUCAGUGGUAUUACCGAAGACAAUUUGAAAAAUGUUCGAACAACUCUAAGAGAUGUACAAGCAGUUUUAUUAUGUAUUUUUAACAGUAGGACUAUUUUAAUUGGUCACAGUCUUGAAAGUGAUUUUAAAGCUUUAAAGUUGAUUCAUCCUACUGUUGUUGAUACAUCAGUUGUAUUUCCUCAUAAAAUGGGAUUGCCAUAUAAAAGAGCUUUAAAAACCUUGAUGGGAGAAAAAUUGAAUAAAAUUAUUCAAAAUGAUGUUGGUGGUCAUGACAGUCAAGAAGAUGCUGUAGCUUGCAUGGAGCUUAUGCUAUUUAAAGUAAAAGAAGAUUUGAAAAACAAUAGGUGAUAAAUAAUGUACGAUAGGUUAUAUUUUCUAUUCAUAUGUUUUUCUCAGGAAAAAAUUAUUCUUUAUUCAUUA
This is a messenger RNA of Parasteatoda tepidariorum (common house spider), 4345 nucleotides long. RefSeq lists its product as uncharacterized. Gene Ontology annotation, cellular component: nucleus. The record is from RefSeq and is a predicted model, not a curated record. NCBI's taxonomy places the organism in Eukaryota, Metazoa, Arthropoda, Arachnida, Araneae, Theridiidae. Gene Ontology annotation, molecular function: exonuclease activity; nucleic acid binding.